Aethalodelphis obliquidens (Pacific white-sided dolphin) is the source of this 4669-nucleotide messenger RNA. It is a transcript of the gene AP5B1, whose product is annotated as adaptor related protein complex 5 subunit beta 1. The record is from RefSeq and is a predicted model, not a curated record. NCBI's taxonomy places the organism in Eukaryota, Metazoa, Chordata, Mammalia, Artiodactyla, Delphinidae. The coding region runs from base 1896 to 4529 and encodes 877 amino acids. Gene Ontology annotation, cellular component: lysosomal membrane; AP-type membrane coat adaptor complex. Gene Ontology annotation, biological process: endosomal transport. The transcript has 3 exons.
AUAACAUUUUCAUCACCCCAAAAGAAAGACCGUACCCGUUAGCAGUCACUCUCCAUUCCUCCCAACCCCCGGCUCCUGGAACCCACUAUUCUGCUCUCUAUGGAUUUGCAUAUUGAUGUGUUCUUUUUAAAGCAUCUCUGUAUCCCCAGUGCCUAGUGCUGUGAGGAUGGGUAUCUCCCAUUUUACAGAUGAGAAAACUGAGACUCAGGACUCCUCAGGAAACUGACUUUCCCUUUUUUCAGUGUGCCUAGUGUCUCCACAGAACUGGGAUGCCCUGGGGGAGGAUGGAAACUCAGCAGAAAGAGAAGAAAUGAGUUGUGGGCAUUGAGUGGGGAGUUCCCUGCUCAGCCACUUGCUGCAGCCCACACCUGGGCCCUCUCGGCUGGGAGGUCACUCUUGCGGGUGGGCUUGCUGACUGCAGAUUCAGUGCUGGUGGUCUGAGUUCAAUGUUAUGCCUGGCCUGUGCCAGGGACAGUACCAGCACCACCCUCCCACAGGGGCGCAGACAUCUGGGCAGGCAGGUGAAGGCUGAGGGCAGCUGUGUGAGUGGAGGGCCAAGUCAGGGAUAGCAACGGGUUGUGGCCUGAAGCCCAGGCUCCACCUUUUAGGAGCUCUGUGACUGUGAGCAAGUGACUGCACCCCGCUGGGCCUCCCUUUCCUUCUCUGUGAAUGGUACCCAUCCUCAGGUACCUCAGGGUGCUGUAAGCCUCAGUGAAUCCAUGUGGAUGCUCCCACCACAGCAUCGAGAACUACACGUGGGUUCCCUCCCUCCAGACCCUGGGCCCCAAGGAGCAAAGGCUCAGAAAGGCUGGCGGCUGUCAGAGGCUGAACAGGGGCCGGAGCCAGCAUUGUAGUUUCUGACCCUUUGAAGCCUGUCUCCUCAACUGUAAAAGGGGUUUAAUAAUCAUUCCUCCCUCCCUGUAAGUGAUAAGGGCUGGGGAUGUGCAGUUAUCAGCACCCUCUGGGCCUCAGACAGGGAAACCAGACAGGCUCCUGUUACCUCCAAGCUGCCUUCCCUCCCAGGGCUGCUGUCAUCCUGGCCUCUUUCAUCCUAGAUUUAAUUAGCCAGGCAGCCCCACUCCACAGCCUUUCUGGCCGAAGUCAUCACUCCCAUUUUAUAGGUGGGGAAACUGAGGCACCUAGAGGGAAGUAGUUUGGGAUUGCCGCCUGUGAGUCAACUGUUGAGCCAGGGCCCAGAGAAGCUGGGACUGGGUUUUCCAGCUGGACUUGUCCCUUGGGGUGGAUCCCUGUCUCCAUCCCCUUGGCACCCUGGGCACACAGCCUCUUUUCCAGGUCUCUCUACCUCACCACUCCCUACCACCUCCCAUUUGGAGGGCAGCAGGAGGGGGUGGGGAGGGGCCUGCCAAGCCCGGGGAAAGGUGAGAAACUAGUUGGCAGCGAUGGCAUGGGGGUUCAGGCCUGUUUCAUCUUCAGAGCGGGCUAAUGAGAGCCAGAGGCGUUACUCAGAUCGGCGGGCUGUGGGUGUGGGGUCUGGACGCCCGCGGUUCUGUACCCUGGAAAUCUGCGAUCAGUGGGGCGUCUGCAGCCUGGACCCUAGACCCAGGAGGGGCUGCUAGCUGAGCCCCAGGCCCAGACCUCUGAGUGCCCCCAAACAGCCCUGCUCCAUCCCUCUGGAAGUCAAGAGUGCUGGGCUCGGGCACUGCAGACCCCAGAUCUCCUGCGGCGGCAAGGCCUCAGUUUCCCGGUCCGUGCUAAGCGUGCUGUGAGCCCCGUGACCGUGACCGCCCCCUGCCAGUCCUCAUGUCUGCAUCCCGUUGUUUUCCGGCUUCAUCGCAGCUUGGGACUUGGCCCCGCCAGCUUUACCCUGGUCUGGCUGCCGCGACCCUAGCCGACCGUCGGCGCGGCCUCCGCCAAAGGGACUUGCGUGCCUGACCAUGGGACCCACGAGCCGGGAAACCUGGGCCCAGCGCCUGGGCACCUUCCGGGCCAGCCCGUCCGCCUUCAUGGCAGGUCCUGAGGGUGAGGAUCUGGGUCGUAACCUGCUGAGCGACCUGAGGAGUGAGAAGCUGAGCGAGCCAACUAAGGUUUCCUUGCUGGCUCUGAGCUUGGAGUACCCAGCGCAGCUGUGGCCGGACGCUCCUGCGGCCGAAGUAGCCGCCACCUCCUUGUUGGAUACCCUGGUCCUUCUACCCCCGCGGCCCUCGGCUCUGCGGCGGCCCCUUCUGCUGGCGGCCACCACAGCCUUGGCGGCAGGAGGUGCGUUGGGCCCCACCUCGAGAGCCUCCCGCCGGCUCUUGCCCCUGCUGCUGGGCUUGGCCUCGGGCCGCGAUUUGGGGAGAAGCUUCGGUCCUGCCUCGGAACAGCGCCCCCUGCAGGCCACAGCGUGGGAGUGCCUGCGGGAGCUGGAGAGCUGCAAGCCUGGGCUGCUGGGGGGCUGUCUGGGGCUGCUUCGGGGCCUGCUGGGGCAGGAGGCCGCUGUACAGCCACUCAGCCUGCUGCUGGCACUUGCCCUACGAAACGCCUUGGUGAUACAGGCCAGGGCCAGGGCUGGCCUGCAGGGCCUGCUCGUGGCUGGGGGCUGUCCCACCGAGGGUGGUCCCUGGAACUGGAUGCUAGCUGAGGAGGGUGAUGCCCACCUUCAGCCCCAGGCACCCAGUUGGCCAGCAGCUGAGGAGGGGGAGUGUUGCCUUGCCACGCUGGAGCUCAGUCCUGAGGAGGCCCGGGAGCUGCGGGCUGCCGUGGCCCAGCUUCUGGACAUCUCCUACCUGCUCACUCCUGUGGCCCAGGCCCAGCUUCUGUGGCUGCUGGGCUGGGCCCUGCGGGGUCUUCGGGGACAGCCACCAGUGCUCUUCAAGCCACAGCUGGUACGGCUGCUGGGCACAGCACAGCUGACGCUGCUGCACGCCGUCCUGGCUCUGAAGGCGGCCUUUGGUGAGGCACUGUUCACAGCCCAGGAUGAGGCCUUGCUGCUUCGCCGGCUCACCUUGGCUGCCCAGCACCCGGCCCUGCCCCUGCCCGCCCAUCUCUUCUACCUGCACUGCCUCUUGAACUUCCCUGAGAACUGGCCGCUGGGCCCCGCAGGCGAGGAGGCUGCCCCGCUAUUGCUGGGGUUCCAGCUAUGCCGUGGCCUCCUGCCCAGUCUCCUGCAUGAGCCGAUGGCCCUGCUGGCCCGCCUGCAUCUGCUGUGCCUCCUCUGUGUGGAAGACGAAGAAAAGGAGGAAAAGGGCCAGGAUCAGAGCCCCCGGCAGUACCUGGAGGAGCUACUGGCUGGCCUGCGGCAGAGGGCAGCCCUGGAUGGUGGCCCCCGGGCCUUAGCCACUCUCUGCUUCCAGGCCUCCUACCUCGUUGCUCGCUGCCUGGCCGGGCAACCUGUGGUGCUGACACCCUUGACCCACGGACUGGCCCAGCUGUACCGAGCCCGGCCUGCACUGGCUCCCCAUUUCGUGGAUCUCUUGGAUCGGGUGGGCCCUGAGCUGGGGGAACCCUUAAAGGUGGUCUUGCGGCAGGAGGUGGUGUCCAGGCCAGGCAGGGAUGAGGCCCUUCGUUGGCACCUGCAGAUGCUGGCAAGGGUGGCAGAUGGGGAUGCCCAGAGUGCCACCCUUGGCUUCCUGCAGGCUGCAGCUGCUCGCUGCACGGACUGGGGCCUCCAGCAGGCCCUCCUGCAGGUCUGCCGGGCCCUGCUGCGGGCAGGUGUUGGAGGAGGCCUGGCGGACUUGCUGCAGGCCCUGGCCAGGCAGCUGGAGGACCCUGAUGGGCGGGACCACGCGCGCCUCUACUACAUCCUCCUGGCCCACCUGGAAGAGCCCAAGCUGGGGGUGGCCCUGGGCCCCUCCCUUGCCGCACCUGCACUGGCCUCUUCACUGGUGGCCGAGAACCAGGGCUUUGCUGCAGCGCUGAUGGUGCAGGAGGCCCCGGCCCCGAUUCGGCUAAGCAUGGGUCCCCACAGAGCCAAGGGCCCGGUCCCAGUGCUGCAGCUCCAGGUGGAGGUGCUGGAGCAGGUGUAUUCUCUGGAACUGCGCUUCCGUGUGGAAAGACAGCUCUAUGCACCCUUGGGGGCUGUGCACGUGCCGUGCCUGUGCCCCGGCCGCCCCACCCGCCCUCUGCUGCUGCCUCUGCAGCCCCGACGCCCGGCUCCCGCGAGGCUGGCUGUGCGCGCCCUGUACACCACACCCAGCGGCCUCACCUGCCAUGCUCACCUGCCACCCCUGCUUGUGAACUUCGCUGACCUCUUUCUGCCUUUCCCUCAGCCCCCCGAGGGGGCCAAGCUGGGCUUCUUCGAGGAGCUCUGGCACUCCUGCCUGCCAAAGGGCACCGAGAGUCGCUUGUGGUGCCCUCUAGGGCCACAUGGGCUGGAGGCCUUGGUGUCCCGCCACCUGGAGCCCUUUGUGGUGGUGGCCCAACCCCCGACCAGCUACCUUAUAGCCAUCCGUCUGCCCCCAGACUCGCGGUUGCUGCUGCGGCUGGAAGCAGCCCAGGCAGACGGAGUGCCUGUGGCCCUGCGGACUGAUGACUGGGCCGUGCUGCCUCUGGUGGGGGACUACCUCCGGGGGCUGUCAGCGGCUGGCUGAGCCCCAGGGCUGGCACAGGUAGGAGCAGGACUGCGGCCUUUGCAGGCUCUUGCCCAAGAAGUGCUGCUGAGAGCCAGGAUACAGCCCCGUAGCUCCUUUCUGUAAAAACAAAACAAAAAGCCCCCUAUAUUUGCUAAGAA